GCAUUGUAUACUCCUGAAUUUUCUGCGCGUGGCUUGGGCGUUUCACGAAGGUGUGAUCGCCAUUCAAAAAACAUUUCUUUCUCGGUUUGGCCUCACAACCUAAGCCAAAUUGGCCAACAUGUCGACAGGGAAGGCUAACAAACCGCUAAUGGAUGGUAAAGCGAGGAGAUUUAGCGCCCCUUCGAGAGGAAGAGCAGUGCGAAGGCCUGAAGAUGUCGUUCGCGACGUUCGUGGUCUGAAGCUUCGACAGCGUGUUUCUCUUGUUCUGAAUGACAAAGUUCUUCGCGAUGAACUGGAAGACCUAGUUCAGAACUACGUUCAGAAUGGCCCAAAGAGUGGUGGAGAAAGCGUCCGCACGUACCAAGAUUUUCUGAUUCCCUCUAGUACGUACUAUGGAGGAGGCAUGUCGGCUGUUGUCACUCCAAUAGCGGACAUAAGAGGUUCUGAUACUUUGAAUUAUUCCAAACAGGAGAGGUUAUUACGUUGUAAACUUGCCGCCACAUAUCGCUUAGUCGAUCUUUUUGGAUGGAACAGUGGUUUAUAUAGCUUCAUAACGAUUCGCCCCACGGUGGACCAAGAGAGUUUCCUGAUCCAUCCAUUUGGACUCAUGUACACUGAAGUGACUGCGUCCAGUCUGGUAAAAGUCAAUCCUGAUGGAACUUUGGUUGAUCAAGGUAGUACCAAUCUGGGUGUGAAUAAAGCUGGUAUGUUGCUGCAUUCUGCCCUCCAUGGUGCCAGAAAAGAUGCCAGAGCGAUUAUCCAUCUUCACCAAGCGGACACUGUAGCCGUAUCAGCCAUGAAGUGUGGACUUCUCCCAAUUUCCAUAGAGGCUCUCACUCUGGGUGAAGUAGCUUACCAUGAUUUUAGAGGGAUUUUUUCAAAUGAAGAAGAAAAGGAGUCAAUAGUGAAGGACAUGGGUGAAGAAAGCAAGGUAAUGAUCCUCAGAAACCAUGGUAUUGUUGUUUGUGGACAAACUAUUGAAGAAGCAUUUCACCUGGCACAUUCUGCUGUUAAGGCGUGCACCCAACAGGUUAGAGCUAUUGGUGUUGGCAUUGAUAACCUUAUUAAGUGUGAAGAUUUUGCCAAAGAGCAAGUGAAAGAAACAGCUCAGUCUGGAGGAGGGGGUGUGGACUCUAGUGAAUUAAAAUGGAAACCAGGGGAGAUGGAGUUUGAAGCAUACAUGCGUUUACUGGACUCUAUGGGUUAUAAGACAGGCUAUGUGUAUAAAAAUCCAGAAGUGUUCCAUGGUGAGAAACCUGCAGAACGUGAAGUGACCACCCCAUCUACUGUGUCAUCCACACGAGCAAAGAUGUACUACACACCGGAGAUUGAACGAGGACAAAUCAGAAGAGCCCAUUCCACAGGACGUGCAAACACCUACAGAAACCGUGUUAAGUGGCUGAACACCCCAGUGAAGUCUACAGAGUACAAGAAAGACAAGGAGAAAGUUGAGUUGGAGAGUGAUGAGCCUGUGACAAUUAAGGAUCUCUUACCAGAAAGAGUUGACAAGGACUUGGAGCAGGCCCCUGAAAACAAAGAAGUGACUCUAAAAACAUCACAAGUUGUGAUCACAGAGUCAGUGCCUCAUGAGAAGGGAAUCAACGGCGAUGAGACAAAGGAAGUGAGACGAGAGUACGCACAGAAGACAGUGGUAAUCACAACAGAAGUGAAUGGCGAAGCAGGUGAUGAAAAGGGUACUGAGGAUGCAGAUGAGGAUGGUCCAGAUGGUGAGUUGUUGGUUCCAGGUGCUGAUUCACCAGAGCCUGAGAGCCCAACUAAAAAGAAGGGCACCAAGGUCAAGAAGAAGAAGAGCUUUAAAGAUGCUUUAGUGAAAAAGUUCAGCAAGAAGGGUGAGCGGCCUGCAAAGUAUGAGAAGGGUGAUGCAGAGAAGGUUGAAUAGUGUCCAGUGAAAGUGACUCAUUCUUUACAACUGGCCAAGUUUUAUUUGCAAUUGACUUAACAGUGGGAUUCCUUUGCAAUAGGAAAUUUCAUGAACAAAUAAAUAUGCUUGUUGUCAAAUGUAUAAAGUUUAACAAAAUCUUCAAAUGGGGAUUGUAACCCCUAAAGUGAGCUCAGAAAUUAAGAAGCCUAGCUUUAUUUGUUGUGAUAUAGGCCUACAAAGAGAGAAAGUUUCAAUAUCUUAUGAAGAAUGUAGGAUGAUGGAGAAACAAGUUUUCUUUUUAAGACUGUGUGAUGAAGAUUUUUGAUCAUACAACCCGUAGUUACCAAUAAUUACAAUAAUUUUUACACUUAAACUGUGUGAACAAAGCUCUCCCUCGUGUGUUUGGUCAGCAAAUGAUAUAUUUCUUUGUCCAAUAUUUUAUUUGUGGGCAUAGAAUAUCACUUAAGAGUUGUCAACAAUGUUUAGGUCAAAUUUUUUCUAGCCUUAGGUUUAUUUUAUUCCUGUAUGAUUUUUAUUAUUUGAUUGUAUGCUAGCAGAUGAACCAGUGGUUCCCUUUUCCUGAGAAUUUAAAUAAACAAUGUUCGCUGUCAUUAGAUUGUAUCUUGAAAUGAAAUGAUAUUGACGAAGGGGAGUAAUGGUUUUAUUUUAAGUUCUCCAACCUAUUACAGUAAGAGAUGUUGAGAAAUGUCUCAAGAUUAACUAAAAUCAACAUUUCUUCAUUAUGGGUCUAAAAGGGUCCUUGCAUACAACAUACAACUUUGCAGAAUUGUUUGCAAUGCUUUUGUUAUCUAAAGGAUAAAAAAGGUGCUACUGACAUGGAUUUUAAGAUUGUGUGCAUUUAGCAAAACUUUCAUGUGUAAAAUGCUCACAUGAUUUGCAGCCAUGAUGAAGUGUCACAGGAAAUAGAUUAGAAAUUUAGGGGAAAAUUGUCCAGUGAACCUAGCCUUACCACUCAAGUUCUAGUAAAUUAUUUUUUGACAGGCCUAAUCUUUGGUUCAUUUUUAUGGUUCAAUUUUUUUUUUCCUUUUGUUUGUUUGUUUUUGCUUUCUUUUGUCUUAUUUGUUAGGAUUUGUUAGAAAGUGACACAGCAGUGUUGAUAUGCAAGUUGGACUGGUCAAUUUUGCCAAGAAAAACUCUUUGCAAAAUUUUUACUUUUCAGAGUUUUCAACUCCAUACUUUCAAUGGCACAUCAGUCAAGGGUUGAGUAGAAUAUUUUAUUUUAUUAUCACAAGGUCAAUUUUAGCAGCUAUUCCUUGAGCAAUAAUUUGUAGUAUUAACCUAAAUCUUGCAAAAGUCAUCUUACUACAUAGUUCUAUCUACUAAUUUAUCUUCAAUCCAAUGUUAGCACACUGGCUCUUAACUGCAGAUUUUAGCCCAGGAUUUAACUGUUAUAUUGUUAUGUAGACUAUGAAAACAGAAUUUAAAUGAUGUAAUGGUUUUACUAGAUGAAUAAAGAGCAUUAUAAAGGCCAA
Molecule: messenger RNA, 3375 nt
Organism: Stylophora pistillata
Lineage: Eukaryota; Metazoa; Cnidaria; Anthozoa; Scleractinia; Pocilloporidae
Product: alpha-adducin
Cellular component (GO): postsynaptic density; cytoskeleton; plasma membrane
Molecular function (GO): actin filament binding
Source: RefSeq, a predicted model, not a curated record